UGCGGCAGCAAACACGGCGUGAUAAUAGUGGUUAUUGGCUGCUCUGUUAGUGCUUAUUCGUACGUGCGACCUAUCCAGGUAUUUCCUGCAUACAUUACACGAGCAGACCCUGUCAAAGGAAAUGACGAAGACUGAUGAGGAAAUAUUAGCCAUGCCUCGGAACAGAAGUGCAUAUUUGGUGCCACACGCCUGUCCAUCACGUCCAGUCAUCUAUUAUCGGGAAGUUUGGACAGGAUCGGACGUCACUGCCGCCACAGAAGCUGACAAAGAUUCGACGAAAAAUGAGGAUUUCAUGAGGGCAGCACUCCACGCCCGGUUACUGUGUGCACAGGGCCAGGUUUAAAAGCGGCGCCGAUAAGCCAACAGGUUAGACCAGGAGCGGGAGCUGUGUGACAACCGUGCGUUCCUCUGAUCACCGCCACCAAACCCUCAACCUGACUGAUCCAGAAACCCUGUGUAGAAGAAGCUGCAGUCCGCAUCCAACAUUAACAUUUAGACAUACUUUAAUAAGAAAUUUGUGACCGAACGCAGCAACUGUUUAUUUUUUUCGUUCCCAAGUUGUCAUCAGCAUCGUGCGACUGAGAUGUCAAUCAAACUAGCUACCGUGGUCCUGGUCUCCGUGGCCUUCUUCGCCUCCUCGUCCAGCGCCAAGCCCGCUCCGCGAAAUGCACGGGUUCCGCCAAUCUGGAGUUGUGCCGGCGGCCAUGGUCUGCACCCUGACCCCGAGGACUGCGGCCGGUUCUACCAGUGCGCCCCCGGACACCGGCCCUUCCACCAGUCCUGCCCGGCCGGUCUGCACUUCGAUCCCGUCCUGCUGGUCUGUAAUUGGCCGGGGUCCCUGACCACGCCGUGUGCCGCCGAACUGGAAAUGGAAAUACCUGUCGAUGAGAUCUGCCCAGUGCCCAUCCCUCCCAGCCACGGCACCAUGGCCGGAAGUGACGUCAGCAUCGGUGCGACCUACACCUUCUCCUGCCACCACGGGUACCAGCUGCAGGGGGCCAGCAGUAUCACCUGUACGGAGGAGGGGUGGUCCGCGGAGUACCCCAUCUGCCAUCCCAUCCGUUGCGGCGUUCCAGCCGUCCGGUCUAAGGCGGCUAGUAACAAGAUCGUGGGCGGUCAUGAGGUGGUUCCGGGCAGCCAGCCGUGGAUGGUGUCCUUCCAACACCCGCUGUACCCCCUGCAGAACGCUAACCUGUGCGGCGGCUCUCUCAUCGCUCCCACCCUGAUAGUGACGGCAGCUCACUGUUUCAGACCUCUCAACAAACCUCAGACGGGUUGGGUGGCCCAUCUCGCCGAGCACAACUUGUACGAGGACGAGGGACACGAACAGAACAUCACCGUGAAGGACAUCAUCGUGCACGAGAACUUCGUGUACGAUGUGCUCACCAACGACAUCGCCUUGGUGCGCCUCUCACGGCCCGCAAACAUGGACGACUGGGUCUCGCCCAUCUGCCUGCCGGAGGAAGGGGAGAAGGUAGAGGAAGACACGCUCUGUACUACUUCUGGUUGGGGCUACACUAAACCACUGGCCUUGAAUGAAUACCCCGAAGGUGAGCUCCAGUCCGCCGUGCUGCAGGAGAUCGAGCUGCCCGUGGUGUCCAACCGGAAAUGCGCCACGAAACUGCCCGACUACGAGAUCUACCCGGAACAGAUGUGCGCUGGGUAUGACGAAGGAGGCAUCGACACCUGUGUGGGUGACAGCGGCGGCCCCCUGGCGUGCAAGGAUGACGUCGGUAGGAUGACCAUCCAGGGCAUCACCAGUUACGGCGACAAGGGCACAUGCGCACAACCCGCCAAGCCGGGCGUCUACAGCAGGGUCUCUUCCUUCGUCUCCUGGAUACACGAACACGUGACCGAGCAGGAAUGGGCCGUCAUUCGCUCUUACGUGUGACGUCAUGAGACACCUCAUUGGUCGCUUCAAACGAAGUGGUUUUAGAACGACGGUUGGCGGAGAUGUAAGUCCACGGUGACAUGUCCAACCAUUGUCAGGACACUAUCCCAAUGUGUCAUGCAGGUGUUCGGUAGACGUUACGUCGUCAUUGUUACACCAGAAACGUGCCAUUGGACAUUCGCGUUCGUGUAUGUAUGUUUAUAGUCUAAUGUGAUAAUGCCGCGAAAUAAACUAAGGUGUUGACAUCAUAACCGUCAAGAAACCAGUAUUAUCUGAAGUAGCUUUCAACAUUACUCAAGUUUCAUCUUCAACGUAAAGAAAGAGAAAAAAAUGAUUUGACUGAGACAAAUCCAUUUGAUGGUGGCCACACGGAACCAUGUGUACAAUGGAUGCCUAGAAAUAUUUCCAAAGACAAAGUCUACUGGAAGAUACACUUGUCACCUAGUAUUAUCUCUUUGGUGAUCACCGGCAAUAUUUACUUGAUCUUUUUGGACAUUUUGGUUUGCUUGAUGUUGUUGAUAUUUUUCCUUCGUUUAAGUACAACAAUAGAUGAUGCAUUCAAAUACCUUUUUACAAGUGGUAAUGCCAUCUUUGUACAAAACGCCAAAAGGCCUAUCCCUGCUCAGAGAAAACCGUUGGACAGAAUCACGGGCCUUUUCCAAUUUUUGUUUUUGGACAGAUACAUGAUAUCUUAGAAUAUUGUUCAGGUAGCAUUUUGCUUAAUUUAUUCUUUACCACACACUUCGUCUGACUUUGACGUUAUUCUGUUUUCUAUUUCACAAUUUUGUUUUGUGACUUUGUGUUCUUGUACUUUGUACUUGCCAUGUUGAAAUAAAAUGUAGGAGCUACGUCU
Branchiostoma floridae (Florida lancelet) is the source of this 2744-nucleotide messenger RNA. RefSeq names its product transmembrane protease serine 12-like. Gene Ontology annotation, molecular function: chitin binding; serine-type endopeptidase activity. The transcript is spliced from 7 exons. Lineage: Eukaryota; Metazoa; Chordata; Leptocardii; Amphioxiformes; Branchiostomatidae. Gene Ontology annotation, biological process: proteolysis. Gene Ontology annotation, cellular component: extracellular region. The coding region runs from base 584 to 1891 and encodes 435 amino acids. The record is from RefSeq and is a predicted model, not a curated record.